Messenger RNA from Sus scrofa (pig), 966 nucleotides. Its product is annotated as olfactory receptor 52A5-like. NCBI's taxonomy places the organism in Eukaryota, Metazoa, Chordata, Mammalia, Artiodactyla, Suidae. The record is from RefSeq and is a predicted model, not a curated record. Gene Ontology annotation, biological process: G protein-coupled receptor signaling pathway. Gene Ontology annotation, cellular component: plasma membrane. Gene Ontology annotation, molecular function: G protein-coupled receptor activity; olfactory receptor activity.
AUGCCUAUUGCUAACGGCACCGUGUUAAUGCCCUCCGUGCUGACCCUCAUUGGGAUCCCCGGCCUGGACACUGUCCAGUGUUGGAUAGGGAUUCCGUUCUGUGCCAUGUACAUCAUUGCUUUGAUGGGGAACUCUCUCCUUUUGGUCAUCAUCCAAUCGGAGCCCCGUCUCCAGGAGCCCGUGUAUAUCUUCCUGGCCAUGUUGGGAGCCACAGACAUUGCCCUUAGCACCAGCAUUGUCCCCAAGAUGCUCGGAAUCUUUUGGUUCCACUUGCCAGAGAUCUAUUUUGAUGCUUGCCUCUUUCAGAUGUGGCUCAUCCACACAUUUCAGGGUAUUGAGUCGGGCGUCUUGCUGGCCAUGGCUCUGGACCGCUACAUAGCAAUCUGCUAUCCUCUGAGGCAUGCUACCAUAUUCACUCGACAACUAGUCGCUAACAUUGGCGUUGGAGUGACAUUGCGGCCUGCUAUGCUCGUGAUCCCAUGCCUGCUGCUCAUAAAGUGUCGCCUGAAGCUUUACAGAACCAAGCUGAUAGCCCACACUUACUGUGAACACAUGGCCCUUGUGAAACUCGCCACGGAAGAUGUUUUCAUCAAUAAACUUUAUGGUCUCCUUGGCGCGUUUACUGUUGGAGGCCUUGACUUCCUUUUGAUCACUCUCUCCUACACACAAAUAUUUAUCACUGUCUUCCGCCUGCCUCAGAAAGAGGCGCGUCUUAAGGCAUUUAACACAUGCAUUCCCCACAUAUGUGUCUUCUUCCAGUUCUAUCUCCUUGCCUUUUUCUCCUUUUUCACUCACAGGUCUGGGACUUAUUUCCCAUCAUAUAUACACAUCACCUUGUCCAAUCUGUACCUACUGGUCCCACCCUUCCUCAACCCCUUUGUCUACGGGGUAAAGACCAAACACAUCCGAGACAAGGCGAUAAAAAUGUUCCGUUCCAGGGAAUUCCCUCAGUGGCUUAGAGGAUGA